UCACAAUAAAUUAUAAGCACAUUCUCACUCUUCAAAACAAUGAACUCCUUAGCAACUUCUAUGUGGUGUGUUGUGCUUUUGGUUGUGCUUGGAGGACUACCCUUUUCCUCAGAUGCACAACUUAGUCCCACUUUUUACAGCAAAACUUGUCCAACUGUUAGUUCCAUUGUUAGCAAUGUAUUAACAAAUGUUUCUAAGACAGAUCAACGCAUGCUUGCUAGCCUCGUCAGGCUUCACUUUCAUGACUGUUUUGUUUUGGGAUGUGAUGCCUCGGUUUUGUUGAACAAUACUGCUACGAUCGUAAGCGAACAACAAGCUUUUCCAAAUAACAACUCUUUAAGAGGUUUGGAUGUUGUAAAUCAGAUCAAAACUGCUAUAGAAAGUGCUUGUCCUAACACAGUUUCUUGUGCUGAUAUUCUUGCUCUUGCUGCUCAAGCAUCCUCUGUUCUGGCACAAGGUCCUAGUUGGACAGUUCCUUUAGGAAGAAGGGAUGGUUUAACUGCAAACCGGACACUUGCAAAUCAAAAUCUUCCGGCCCCAUUCAAUACCUUGGUUCAACUUAAAGCUGCAUUUACUGCCCAAGGCCUGAAUACUACUGAUCUAGUUGCACUCUCGGGUGCUCAUACGUUUGGAAGAGCUCAUUGCGCACAAUUUGUUGGUCGAUUGUACAACUUCAGCAGUACUGGAAGUCCGGAUCCAACUCUUAACACAACUUACUUACAACAAUUGCGCACAAUAUGUCCCAAUGGUGGACCUGGCACGAACCUUACCAAUUUCGAUCCAACGACUCCUGAUAAAUUUGACAAGAACUAUUACUCCAAUCUUCAAGUGAAAAAGGGCUUGCUCCAAAGUGAUCAAGAGUUGUUCUCAACAUCCGGUGCAGAUACCAUUAGCAUUGUCAACAAAUUCAGCACCGAUCAAAACGCUUUCUUUGAGAGCUUUAAGGCUGCAAUGAUUAAAAUGGGCAAUAUUGGUGUGCUAACAGGGACGAAAGGAGAGAUUAGAAAACAAUGCAACUUUGUUAACUCAAAUUCUGCAGAACUAGAUUUAGCCACUAUAGCCUCCAUAGUAGAAUCAUUAGAGGAUGGUAUUGCUAGUGUAAUAUAAAUAAAUUAGCGUCAAUGCACUUAUUGAAAUCUUGUGACUAGAUGCCACUAAUAAAUAAGUUAUAACUAGGCACAUUUCAUGUCACUUGAAAUCCUAUGCUUUGUAUAUGAAAGGACGUGUUCUUCUUGGUAUUAUACUAUAAUGAGACUUGUAUUAUGAGUCGUGUUUAUGAUCAA
This is a messenger RNA of Medicago truncatula (barrel medic), 1283 nucleotides long. Its product is annotated as peroxidase 15. The record is from RefSeq and is a predicted model, not a curated record. The transcript is spliced from 4 exons. Bases 40 to 1107 code for a protein of 355 amino acids. Gene Ontology annotation, molecular function: heme binding; peroxidase activity. Gene Ontology annotation, biological process: hydrogen peroxide catabolic process; response to oxidative stress. Lineage: Eukaryota; Viridiplantae; Streptophyta; Magnoliopsida; Fabales; Fabaceae.